CCGAGCUGGAGCCGGGGAUGGGGACGGGGAUGGCCUGGGCCUGGGCCCGGGCCGUGGGGAGCUGCCUCUUCCUCCUGCUCCUCGCGAGGCCGGGCCUGCCGGCGGAGCGGCCAGGUUUCCAGCAGACCUCUCAUUUGUCUUCCUAUGAAAUUAUACAUCCACAGAGGUUAACAAGAGAGCGGCGAGCGGCCUCCAAUUCCUCCUCAGUACAGGACAAGAUGUCAUAUGUUAUUCAUGUAGCGGGAAGGAAACACAUAAUUCACCUAGAAAAAAACAAAGAAUUUUUACCCAAAGAUUUCACAGUAUAUACCUACAGUGAGGAAGGGAAGUUGCAGUCUGAAAAUCCGGACAUGCAGGAACACUGCCACUAUCAGGGAUAUGUGGAGGGGAUACCAGAUUCUAUUGUUGCUGUCAGCACUUGCUUUGGACUCAGGGGACUGCUGCAAGUGGAAAAUGUCACAUAUGGAAUUGAGCCGAUGGAUUCCUCCUCUGGCCUCAAACACAUUAUAUAUCGAAUGGAGGAUGUGAAGAAGGAGCCCAUGAUGUGUGGAGUUAACAACACAGCCCCUGAAAGAGAACACACAGGGGAUGAGCAUCCUCCCAGCAUGACUCAGUUGCUGCGAAGGAAAAGAGCUAUACUUCCCCAGACAAGAUAUGUGGAGCUGUUCAUAGUUGUGGACAAAGAAAGGUAUGAGCUGUUGGGUAGGAGUGAAGCUGCUGUGAGAGAAGAGAUGGUGCAUCUAGCAAAUUACCUGGAUAGUAUGUACAUUAUGCUAAAUAUUCGUAUCGUGCUGGUUGGCUUGGAGAUCUGGAAGAACGAAAACUUGAUUAGCACAGACGGAAGUGCCGGCGAUGUGCUGGGGAACUUUGUACAGUGGCGAGAGAAGAAUCUUGUCACGCGUCGACGACAUGACAGUGCCCAGUUUGUUCUGAAGAAGGGGUUUGGUGGAACUGCAGGAAUGGCCUAUGUUGGAACAAUAUGCUCCAAAAGCCAUGCAGGAGGGAUUAAUGUGUUUGGGCAAAUCAGUGUGCAGAUGUUUGCAUCAAUUAUGGCUCAUGAGCUGGGUCAUAAUCUGGGAAUGAACCAUGAUGAUGAAAGAGUUUGUCAAUGUGGAGCAGAAAGCUGUAUUAUGAACUCUGGAGCAUCAGGGUCCAGAAAUUUCAGCAGCUGCAGUGCAGAAGACUUUGAGAAGUUAACUCUGAACAAAGGUGGAAGCUGCUUGCUUAACGUUCCCAACCCUGAUGAAACCUAUAGCAUCCCAUUUUGUGGCAACAAGUUGGUGGAUGCUGGGGAGGAGUGUGACUGUGGUUCACCAAAGGAAUGCGAAAGUGAUCCUUGCUGUGAAUCAGAUACUUGUAAACUCCGAGCAGGGGCUGAAUGUGCGUAUGGCGACUGCUGUAAAAAAUGUCGGUUUCUUCCAGGAGGCACUGUGUGCCGGGCAAGUACCAAUGAAUGUGAUCUCCCAGAGUACUGCAAUGGGACCUCCCAGUUCUGUCAGCAAGACGUCACUGUUCAGAAUGGGUACCCGUGCCAGAAUGAUGAAGCCUAUUGUUACAAUGGGAUUUGCCAGUACUACGAUGCGCAGUGUCAGGCUAUCUUCGGCUCAAGAGCAAAGGCUGCCCCUAACAUUUGUUUUGCUGAAGUGAAUUCCAAAGGUGACAGAUUUGGCAACUGUGGUUACCAUGGCCAUGACUACAAAAAGUGUUCCAGCUGGAAUGCCAUGUGUGGGAAGCUGCAGUGUGAGAAUGUGAAAACCAUGCCUGUUUUUGGGAUUGAACCUGCAAUUAUUCAAACCCCCAUCAGAAGCACUACAUGUUGGGGUGUGGAUUUCCAGCUAGGAUCAGAUGUUCCAGAUCCUGGAAUGGUGAAUGAAGGCACAAAAUGUAAUACUGGAAAAAUCUGUAGGCACUUCCAGUGUGUAAGUGUCUCUGUUCUGAACUAUGACUGCGAUGUGGAGAAAAAGUGCCAUGGACAUGGGGUGUGCAAUAACAACAAGAACUGUCACUGUGACUCAGGUUGGGCCCCUCCCUACUGUGAUACGAAAGGACACGGAGGAAGCAUAGACAGUGGACCUCCUUAUAAUGACAAAGACACCUCCUUGAGAGAUGGGUUGCUGGUAUUCUUUUUCCUGGUCCUUCCACUCCUUUUAGCUGCUGCUGUGGCAUUUGCAAAGAGAAAGGCGCUGAAGCAAUGGUUCAGGAGAACGAUAUCACAUUGUCAUCGAUCACAUACAAGCGUGCCAACUCCUCCUCCUCGCACAGAGACAGACCCAGGAAACUUUCAGCAGAACAUGCCAUAUACUUCGAGGAGCGUACCCAUGGACAUGCCAGCAAACAAAUUCACUGUGCCACCUUAUGCAGUUAAUCAUAAUCAACCAGCUUAUCACCAGCCUUACAAUUAUCCUCAGCCACACCAGGAGCAGCAGCAGUAUAAGAUACCUACAAGGCCACCUCCACCACAACAGAAGAACGUACCUCAGGGACACUAUUUUCCUUCUCGACCUGCACCUUUACCUCCCAUGUAGUUUUUAGUUUCUCUUUUACCCUCUCACAAACUGACACCUGUUCACUAAAACCGAGCUGAAAUUCUUUAUCCUUCUUGCAUCAAAUGGCCCAUGAUAUCCCAGAGAGCCGCCUUUCUGCAGUACUGAAUAUGGAAAAUGAGAUGGAAACACAAGGAAUGUAAGAUAUUAAACAAAGAUACCUAUACCAAAGCUACAGGAACGGAAUACAUCAAGUCUGUUCUUAGCUCCGUGUAUGAGUAUCGUGGCUUUGCAAACUGAAGUUGGACUAUCCAGUUGGAAGUGGUUCAGUCUGCAGUAAAAUAAUCUAAAAUACAGCACUUGGGAGUUACUUUUUGUUUCCCACAUCUUAUGAUGAGACACAAUCAUUAAAUAUUCCAUGUGGCUUAUUGUCUUUCUAUACGUACAAUGAAGAGUAAAAAACCUAUUACCUGGGCAGGUGUUAAAAAAUGGAAUUGUAAAAAUCAGGCCACUUGAUUUAACAAAAAUAUUGUUUACAUGUUCUUGUUUUGCCUGGACUAGAAACCAUUAUUCCUGUAUAUACAACUAAGGGCACAAGUGAAAUAAGAUGCCAGUAUAUUUUGAAAGGAAGAUGAAAUAUCCUAUAAACAUGUUUGGGUAUAUGUUUUUACUGGUGUGUUUAAUAUAAACACACUUUUUAAACAACAAAGAAAAUUUUAACUUCAUGCUGACUGACACUAAGCUAUAGACAAUAAAGGAUACUAGGGCGGUUAAUUUAAAUGGUUUUUAAAUACGCAAUUUUAAGUAGCUAGACCAGAAACCUGUACUAAUUUACCACUAAUACGUUAAAUGGGAUAUUAAAAUAAAGGUACGAAAAAUGGUAGCCUUUUCUUGUUUUAGGAAGGGAGUGAGCUUGAGUUUUGAUUACGUUAGACAGUCUGACAGCAAGAGACACUGCAAAAUAUUAAGAGGAAUUAUGCGUAUUGUUUAUCUAGGCCCUUUGAGAAUUUUUUGAGCACUUUAUACCCUAGCACCUCGCUGACCCCAAUGUACAUAAUUUUAACCUACCUUUCAAACUUUGAUUUUAGUGUCAGUCAGGAUGUUGACACUGGUUAAAGCAUGUUAUUUUUAAAAUCCGAUUUAAAUCUGUGCCUGAAAAAAGAUGCUCUUGGAUGUCAGUUGCGGUAUCUGAACCAAGGUGAAGUUGGAUUAUUGGAUUAUGUUCCACUAGAUUAUAUUGACACAGUGUUGUAGAUGCAUGACUGCCACGAUGGUGUGUCUGUUACACAAAUUACAGAAGGUGAAACAAUUACUGUUCAAAAUAAUGCUAAGCUUUCUCAUUUUGUCUUAGCCACUUAGCACAAACUUGUUUUGUAAAUUUCCCCAUAUUUGCCAAAAAAUCUGUGUGUGUAUAUAUACUUACAUAAAUAUAUAUAAAGUUUGCAUUUGUAAUAAUAAAAUACUUGAACUACUGUGGUUCCCCAUAAGCGUAAAGAAUAAGAUUUAAACUCUAUUAAAAUAUGUACAACUUCAUCAAAAAUAUAUUGCAAGGUGGGUUGUUUGUUUUUAGGAUUAUCAUUGGUUUAUUUCUCUCCUACCUUAUUGGGGGUUGCCUAGCUAAAGCUAUUCAGCCUUUCUGUCAAUAAGGUGCACUUCUUCCCAGGUCUUUUGUAGACAGUUCAUGACAUGCAUGACUCAGUGUACAGGGUGGGAGGGGAAUCUGAAUUAUGAAACUAUCCCCAGGAAAAGGCCUGCUUAAUGGUAUUUAAACUUGUGAAUGCCUAUGCUAUAACUGUGCUAAAUUGUGUGCCUUUAAUAUUAAUAGAGUUUUCACACUCCCAGCAUACCAUUAGCAAUGGUAUUAUAGCAAUUAGCAAUAUUAUGUGCAGAAUAGGGCAGUAAUGCAAUAAACGUCAUUCUGAGAUCACUAUUUCUAUGGAAUAAAGUAGCGCCUCAAAUUUUAAAUAUAUGGUGAAUAUUGAAGAUGACUACUGAUUUCAUGUGUAAGUCUAACACUUAGCCCUAUUGUCUGAAUACUAUUUGAACAAUCAGAACCUGUCUUAGACUUAUUUGUAAAUUGUACUUGUCUAAAACUUUGCACUCCAAAUUGUGUCGCAGCUUGGACCUUGUUUUUUGUAGGAGGAUUUACAGAAAAUACAAAUGCCACUUUUCUAAGGGCUGGGCUAUACUGAAGGGGCUUCCAUUCUAUGUGGUUUUUGUUUGUUUUUUAAAAGUAAUAAUUAAAGAUGCCAGUUUUGUAAGA
Molecule: messenger RNA, 4746 nt
Organism: Trachemys scripta elegans
Lineage: Eukaryota; Metazoa; Chordata; Testudines; Emydidae
Gene: ADAM9
Product: ADAM metallopeptidase domain 9
Exons: 22
Coding region: 18-2525 (835 amino acids)
Biological process (GO): transforming growth factor beta receptor signaling pathway; membrane protein ectodomain proteolysis; cell-cell adhesion mediated by integrin
Cellular component (GO): plasma membrane
Molecular function (GO): integrin binding; metalloendopeptidase activity
Source: RefSeq, a predicted model, not a curated record